CCUCAAGCCCAUUCAUGCAUUUAACUUCAGGCCCAUUAAGCCCAUCUUUUUUGGCAGGGGUCAAUUCCUAGAUUCAUUCUUCAAAGAAAUCGUCUCCAAAUUCAACACUUUGUUCUCUCAACAAAUUCAAUUCGCAAGGAUGAUCAGCCUCCUUACUCAGGAGCGUCUUCUAGGCGCUGCUUUAGGUAGCGUAUUAACAGGCGUUGUGGUUUUAGAACAACGGAAAAGCAUAUAUAAAAGCGUAUCUGAGAAUCAAUCUAGAUUUUCCCCUCAAUCUCAGACAACAGUGCACAUUCCAAAAAAGGAGUCUGGUAUAGAGUUUGCACACCUAUGGAACAAAUCUGUGGAUCAGGCGUUAGGGCCUGUCAUAAGAUCUCUUGGCACACGUGGAUGGUAAAACUGCUGUGUGAUUUCACAACAGAUCUAGAAGUUGUCUCUCUUAUUUUGUAAGAUUCCUACAAGAACAGAUGCAAGUGUAUUCUCAAUUCUUGAAGUUGCAGUUAUCGCAGAUACUAUGCUCUCUUGUCGCUGAUGCUAUUGAUGUUUCAUUCUUAAGUUUUGUCUAUGAGGAUCACUUAUGGAAUAUUUGUGCUGUAAACAGUUAGGUGCUCCUGCUCCAUAGUCCCCUGCUUUAUCCAUGCUUUUCAUAUUGCUUUGGAAUGUACAUUGAUAAAGUAAUGUUAUACUGUGAUGUUGGUUGAACCAGAA
Lycium barbarum (goji berry) is the source of this 708-nucleotide messenger RNA. RefSeq lists its product as uncharacterized. The record is from RefSeq and is a predicted model, not a curated record. The transcript has 3 exons. Lineage: Eukaryota; Viridiplantae; Streptophyta; Magnoliopsida; Solanales; Solanaceae. Bases 140 to 397 code for a protein of 85 amino acids.